Rubroshorea leprosula is the source of this 2055-nucleotide messenger RNA. Lineage: Eukaryota; Viridiplantae; Streptophyta; Magnoliopsida; Malvales; Dipterocarpaceae. The record is from the annotation of a GenBank genome assembly.
AAAAUUUCCCAGACCAAUUAACCUGCAAAUUGUUAUUCUAUAAUGAAACUGUUGUUUUAUUUUUUUCACUUGGUUUUAAUGUUUUGUUCUUGUCAAAGUUUUCAUUUCCAACCAGUUGUGCUCCUGAAAAAAUUUUGUUUUCUUGAAAUGGAUUUCUUGGUUGUCUGGAGUAAUCAAAGAGCUAUUGGUUUUAAAAAACUACUUUUGUAAUGGGAAUUCAACAUUUUUCAAGUUCCUGUAAUCUGUUGUUCUCUGCAGCAAAACUAUAUUUUACCUCCUCUUCCUCCUUCCUCCCUCCUCCUUCCUUCCUCCUCCAAAGUGAAAAAGGAAAAUUACAUGUAUGUUAAUCCUACUUCGCAUUACCUUCCCCAUAAUUCUUUGUUUUGCAAAAAUUGACCUCUCAUCGUUCUGAGGUGCAUGCAUGAAGUCUUUUAUCCAAGUCUGGAAACUUGUCAUUUUUUCACACUUGAUGCAUGCUACUUUUGCUGCUUGUUAUUAUCUGAGCUUUCAUCAUCGCUGAUGGUCUUUUGUUCAUGUUUUUGCAGAUAAGAUCCACCGAAAAAUUGGUGAAGGAACCUUUGGUCAGGUUCUGGAAUGCUGGGAUAGGGAAACAAGAGAGGUGGUUGCUAUAAAAGUUAUACGGAGUAUUAAGAAAUACCGUGAAGCAGCAAAGAUAGAAAUUGAUGUGCUCCAACUGCUUGGAAAGUAUGAUAAAAAUGGAAGCCAUUGUGUUCAAUUACGGAGCUCGUUUGACUACCGUAACCAUAUCUGCAUUGUAUUUGAGAUGCUUGGACCCAGCUUAUACGAUUUUCUUCGGAAAAAUAAUUAUCGCCCAUUUCCAGUUGAUCUUGUCCGUGAGCUUGGCAGACAACUAUUGGAAUGUGUAGCAUGUGUGUAGAUAUUACUUCUACCAUUCAUCUUUUACUUUACAAAGCGUGCAACAGAUUUUGGGGUUCCAAACACCAUUAUUUUACCAUAUGCAGAAUGGAAUGAUUGUCUCCAUUGUGUAACAAGAGAAGUAAUUGGUUACCUUAUGCUUUGUUAUGAUUAUUAAUUUUAUUUGUUUUUAUUUAUAAAAAUAUGCAGUUAUGCAUGAUUUGCGUCUCAUCCAUACUGACCUGAAGCCUGAGAAUAUACUCUUUGUUUCUCCAGAGUAUGUGAAGAUACCUGACUACAAGGUUACUUCCCGUUCGCCAUUAGAAGGAACCUAUUACAAGAGGUUGCCAAAGUCAAGUGCUAUUAAGGUUAUUGAUUUUGGUAGCACAGCAUAUGAGCAUCAAGAUCAUAAUUAUAUUGUCUCUACCAGGCACUAUCGUGCACCAGAAGUUAUUCUUGGGCUUGGGUGGAGUUACCCAUGUGAUUUGUGGAGCGUUGGUUGCAUUUUGGUGGAACUGUGCUCAGGAGAAGCAUUGUUCCAAACACAUGAGAACCUAGAGCACCUUGCAAUGAUGGAGAGGGUUUUGGGACCGUUGCCACAGCACAUGUUGAAGAGAGUAGACCGUCAUGCUGAGAAAUAUGUGAAGAGGGGUAGAUUGGAUUGGCCAGAGGGUGCUGCCUCUAGAGAAAGCAUGAAAGCUGUUCAAAAAUUGCCUCGUCUGCAGAAUCUAGUGAUGCAGCACGUAGAUCAUUCGGCUGGGGAUCUGAUAGACCUUUUACAAGGUCUUUUUAGGUUUGACCCAUCUACCAGAUUAACUGCUCGUCAGGCUCUCAGACAUCCUUUCUUCACAAGAGAUCAGUACAGGAGAUUUUAAGUCCUCCAUCUCUGUUUGGGAAACUCCCCUCACGGUUCCGGGUUUCUCAUGUUUGUCUGUGAAAGUUAAAGUUUACACUUGGGCAUGGCUUUGGGAAAAAAUUACCUGCUUAUGUGGAUUCCAGAAUCCGUAGCUUUAUAAACAGCUAUUGGUCCUGGACUGGCAGGGCAGACCAGGAUUCCAGGAUUCCUGUAAAUUACUUGUUUUUGGGGAAAACAGUCUACAAUUCUUUUAAAACGGUGAUUCUGUGUAGGAAAUUUUUUCCAUUUAAUAAAAAAUGCUCCCGUCUUUUGUUCUUUCCAUU